UAACUCUCUCUCUCUCUCUCUGCUUCUUUGUCAUUUUUCUCAUCCUCUGGAGCUGGAGGGGUCAACCCCCCUCUCCUUCUCCCCACCUAAACCUUAUUUCUCCUUUCUCUCUCUCUCUCUCUCCUUUCAUGCUAACUGCUUCUCCACCACCGCCAUGUCCCAUCUCCGCCUCAUCCUCCUCUCGGCCGCCGUGUUCUCCCUCGUCUCCUCCACUCUCUCUCAGCCCUCUCCACCCUCCGCGAUCCUGAUCGACUGCGGCGCCUCCGUCUCAUCCGUAAUCAACGGCCGGAGAUGGCAACCCGACGAAGCUUUCAUCUCCACCGGAACCUCCAGAAACGUCUCUGAACAAGUGCUCGACCAAGUCUUGUCCACCGUCAGAUCCUUCCCUCUCAACAACAACCUCCUCCUCGGCCGCCGCAGCAAGUUCUGCUACGCCGUCGCCGUCUCCCGCGGCUGGAAGUACAUGGUCAGAACCACUUACUUCUACGGAGGAGUCAACGGGAAAGCCAACCCCCCGCCGGUGUUCGAUCAGAUCGUCGACGGGACGCUCUGGGGAGUCGUCAACACCACGGCGGACUACGCCGACGGCCUCGCUUCCUACUACGAAGGAGUGUUUCUGGCGCAGGGGAAGUCCUUAACCGUCUGCGUCGCUUCCAACUCUUACACAGCUUCUGAUCCUUUCAUCUCGGCCUUGGAGGUUGUUAGGCUCGACGGCACUGUUUACAACUCCACUGACUUCAGAGGUUAUGGGCUAAGCCUUGUUGCUAGGCAUGCUUUUGGUCACAGCGGACCACUCAUCAGGUUUCCGGAUGAUGAGUUUGAUAGGUUCUGGGAGCCGUACUCCAUCAACUCGACAGUACCAAACAAUCGGAAACUAGAGGUUUCGGGUUUCUGGAACCUCCCGCCUUCGAGGAUAUUCAACACGGAUCUAAGAGCUACUCAGGUUCAACCUCUGGAGUUCACAUGGCCUCCGCUGCCUUUAAAAAACUCUGUUUAUUAUAUCGCGCUCUACUUCGCUCACGACUCUGAUUCCCUCCCGGGCGGUGGUGGAUCUAGUAGAGUAUUUGAUGUUUCCGUGAACGGUGUAACGUAUUAUAGAGAGCUCUCUGUCACUCCGGCUGGCGCGGUUAUAUUCGCGAGCAGGUGGCCUCUCGAAGGUCUCACGACGUUAACUCUGAGUCCUAGAAGCGGCUCGACGCUUGCUCCUCUGAUCAAUGGUGGUGAGAUGUUUGAGGUGAUUGCUCUUGGAGGGAGAACUCUUGUUCGAGAUGCGACUGCUCUGAAUGCUAUUAAAGGUAGUUUCGAGAACGUACCGGUUGAUUGGAAUGGGGAUCCUUGUAUGCCUAAGAACUACUCUUGGACUGGAGUUACCUGCUCUGAAGGUCCCCGGAUACGAAUAGUAGCUUUGAACUUAACGAGUAUGGGACUUUCAGGUUCGUUAGCACCUGAAGUUGCAAGAUUAACAGCUUUGUCCUCUAUUUGGCUGGGAAACAAUUCUCUCUCGGGAAGUAUACCUGACAUGGGUUCACUCAAACUACUUGAAUCAGUGCACUUGGAAGACAAUCGUUUCAGUGGAACUUUUCCUUCAUUUUUCAGUGGAGUGCCACGCUUGCGAGAGCUGUUCUUGCAAAACAAUAACCUAACAGGCCAAGUUCCUAGCAAUCUUCUUCAGAAGCCAGGACUUUAUCUACGGACUUCUGGUAAUCCCUUUCUGACUCAACCGCCACGUUGAUUCAGCAUUCUAAGAAGAAGACGACAUUUGAGCUUGUGUUAUAUAGUUAGAGCUUGUGUGUAAAAUAGAAGCCUCACGUGUAUAAUUCUUAAUGCUUUAUUCUUUUAACACAUUGGGGGGACAAGGGAAUACUGAUUGCAUAUGUUGUGUAAUGAAAAAAAAACAUUAUGUUGUAUUAUGAAUCUUUAUGAUAAACGGAGUUUAUGUGGUUAA
This is a messenger RNA of Raphanus sativus (radish), 1945 nucleotides long. RefSeq names its product leucine-rich repeat receptor-like serine/threonine-protein kinase At2g14510. The record is from RefSeq and is a predicted model, not a curated record. NCBI's taxonomy places the organism in Eukaryota, Viridiplantae, Streptophyta, Magnoliopsida, Brassicales, Brassicaceae. The transcript is spliced from 9 exons. Gene Ontology annotation, molecular function: protein binding. The coding region runs from base 155 to 1732 and encodes 525 amino acids.